This is a messenger RNA of Effrenium voratum, 2550 nucleotides long. The record is from the annotation of a GenBank genome assembly. NCBI's taxonomy places the organism in Eukaryota, Dinophyceae, Suessiales, Symbiodiniaceae.
AUGAGUCAGCCCCGCGAUCCGGCCUUGGAGCUCCGGCAGUCGGGUGGCUUCCAAAGGCUGCCGCGGGAGGUGCUGGGCGGCUUCUUCGGGGAGAUGGGCUCCGCAGGGGCCCUUGAGCACCUGGCUUGGAUUUUUUGGGAUGUCCUGGAGCAUGAAGACAUGGGCUGGGACAAACGCGCAUCGAUCAACUCCGGGCUCCAUGACCAGCGCACAGGGGUCCAGAGCUUCGGUGAAUUCGGCGCCAUGACGUGCAAAGUCUAUGCACAUGUGGAUGUUGCGGGGCACCCCAGCUUCGCGCUGCCCAUCCAAGUGGGUCGGCCGGAGGAGACCCAGUUCGGCACCCUGAAGCAGGCGCUGCUGGACUUCGCGCGGAAGAGCGGGGAUGUGGACGCCGAGGGCGAGAUGGCCUACGAGAAGCUGUGCUUCUGGAACCAGGACCUGUGCCCCAUCCCGGACCGUUCCCCGGUGGCCGCCUUCGCGUGGGAGCACAACGACUUCUUCCUGCGGCCCCUGCCACGGAACGCGGACGGCUCCGCCGGCGCGCUGAAGGCGAGCAGAGAGAAGCGCGGGGAGCUCUCCUACUACUACGCCCACAACCGGGACAGAGGUGCCUUCAUCGCCAAGCCCCAGGCCACUUCGCAGGUGGAGCGGAAGCCUGAGCCCAUCAAGGUGCCGGUGGAGACUUCCACUCGGUUCAACCCCAAGCAGUCGCCCUUCGGAACGGACAUCACCAAGUACGAGACGUUGAGCUCAUACACCUGGGAGGACUCGGAUGAGACGGUGAAGGUGCUGGUGCAGAUGGACGGUGUGGGCAAACUCAACCCCGAGCAGGUGAGAUCCAGCUUUGGGGAGCGCUCCUUCGAGCUGCUGGUGGACGGCCUGCAGGGCAGGAAUCUGCGGUUCGCCUGCUACAAGACCCACGGGGAGAUGAAGCCUGAGGAGUGCAAGCACGUGGUCCGCGCCAACCGGGUGAACCUGAUCCUCCGCAAGGCGAAGGACAAGGACCACUGGUUCGACCUCUUUAAGAAGAGGGCCAUCGGGGACGAUGCAUGGACCAGGGAUCUGGAGACGGAGGUGGAGAAGCCCGGGGAGAAGGCCCUGAGGGCGGUGGAGCAGCACCUCAUCAACCUGGGCACGGAGCUCUCCCAUUGCUCAGUGGCCUUCUCAGGGCUGCGGCUGCAGGGCCACAUGGCGGGCACGGUGCACAUCUCCCGGGGCCUCCAGGACGAGCCCAACCCGGCCCUGGCGGACCCCGAGGUGGCGAACUACUACUUGGGCCUCUUCAUGCGAAAGAAGCUGGCCGGGAGAUCGACUCGGGACCAGAGCGAGCCGAGUAGCGCCAUGCCCAACGGGGACUACUGGGACAUCGAUGAGAUCCUAGCGGAGGAGCAGGAGGUGGCCAUCAAGAGCUUCCACGACAUCGCCGGGGGCGGCUUCCUGUACCCCUCCUCCGGCGCCGCGAAGCCCCGGGACCUCAAGGAGGGCGCCAAGGUCGGGGUGCCCUUUUGGCUGGCGCAGAAGCUGGCGCGCCGCAACUGCGUGGAGGUCGCCCUGCCAGCCAUCCUGGAUGAGGCCAUCCGCGAGACCCUGCAGUCGGACCCCGUGGUGUGCCGCCUAGGGGAGAAGAGCCGGUACUACUUUGAGGUAGGCUUCAAACUGGCGGCAUUGAGGAAGGAUGACCAGCUCAGGGAGAUCCUCCUGAACGCCUUCAUGCACCGCUUCCGGGACCUCCUGGGCCUCACCUCCAGCUUCGGGGACCCCAGCCGGCCCGACGUCACGCAGCCCGUGCAGAGUCAGUUCCUGUCGAGCUUGACGGGUCUGGAGGAGGACUUCUACAAGGGUGCCCAGGAGGCAGAGUCCCACUUCAAGCGCUGGGCGGGGAGCUUCAGCUGCUACGUGAUGGAGGCCUCCCAUGUGGCGGAGGUCUCCGCGGCCAAGCGCGCGCGCCUGGGCGCGUGUUUCACCGGCCGGGGGUGCGGCUGGCCUGGGGGCUCCGUGGGCGGAGCGAUCGAAAAGCUCUUCUACUUCCUGGGCCCCUCUCCGGCCAUGCUGGCGCUCUGCCCCCUCAUGGCGGAAGACGACAGCCAGGUCUUCCGGACAUUGCUGCAGCCGGGGUCCGUGGUGGUGGUACGUGGGGAGGCGUGCAGCUGCCAUCUGAACCCUCAGCUCUCGGAGCCAUGCGUUUUGCUGGAGGUGGACUUCUUCCCAGAGAUGAAGCACAGCCCGGUGGAAUCGGCCUCCGACCGUGUGCCGCCCCCGCCGGACCUGCAGAGUUGGCUGCUGGGGCGGCUGAAGGCCAUCGUGGACAACGACGUGCAGGAGAACGUGCCGGAGGAGUGGAUCAAGCUGGCACGGCAGACCUUCAUGAGGUCCCGUCCCAUGAAGAUCUUGGAGAUAUGUCACCAGCUGCCGAGCAGCCAUCGUUGCGCUUGGGAGGGCAUGGCCAUUGGCGGCUUCGAUUGCAUCGUGGAGAUCCCCAAGACCAAGUGGGACGUAGAUCAGCCGCGGGCCGAGCCGAAGUCGUCGACGCAGUCGACGCGGGGAGGCUGA